Molecule: messenger RNA, 5301 nt
Organism: Clonostachys solani
Lineage: Eukaryota; Fungi; Ascomycota; Sordariomycetes; Hypocreales; Bionectriaceae
Source: the annotation of a GenBank genome assembly
AUGGACUACUCGAAGUUGCGCGCGACCGCGCUACGGGAUGGAGAGGAUGAGGAGGCCGUCACUGUCGAUACCCGCGCGUUAAUAGACAAGGUUCUUGCUCGAUACUCGGGAGAGUGGACGACUCUGAGAGAACUUAUUCAAAAUGCCACCGAUGCCCAAGCGAAGACCGUCAUGGUCAAGUUCGAAACCCUUCCCUCUACUUCAGUGCCACUCCCAAGUACAUCAGACCGAUCCGAGCUUCUCAAGCAUGUAAUAUCCAACCAUACCGUGCGCCGACUAGUUGUUCAGAACGAUGGACAGCCAUUUACAAAGACGGAUUGGGGUCGGUUGAAGAGGAUUGCUGAGGGAAACCCCGAUGAAACGAAGAUCGGAGCAUUCGGCGUUGGCUUCUACAGUGUCUUCGCUGAUUGCGAGGAGCCGUUUGUCAGCUCCGGAAGCGAAGCCAUGGCAUUUUACUGGAAGGGAAAUGCGCUCUUCACCAAAAAGUCACAGCUCCCCGAAGACCAGGCCGGUCCGCAUACGACAUUUGUCUUGGAUAAUAGAAACGCAACCACGCCUCUGCCAAACUUGCUUUCUGUUAGCCAGUUUCUCGCCACCAGUUUGACAUUUGUUGCCCUCGAAAGUAUAGAGUUCUGGAUAGAUGAUUAUCAGAUUCUUUCCCUAAAGAAGAAAACCUCACCAACUGCUGAGUUACAGCUGCCGAAAGGCUUGGAAGCGAGGACCAAGGACGGUCUAAUGAAGAUCGCGGAGGUUGGGAGAACCAGCACGCAGAUCGAUGCUGUGUUCAUGAAUGUUGUUGGGUGGAAGCCCCAGGCCAAUACCUCAUCUCACAAAUCUCCUGACACCGCUGCUGUUACUGGUGAAGCCCCUUCUAUUCGCUCCUUCUUCGCGCGGUUGACUGCCGGGUCCUCACAGUCCCUUCUGAAGACCAAGGCACAAAACGAGGAGAGAUCAGCCCAAAAGGCGAUAGGAGAAGAUGUAACAAAACUCGGCUCUUCAACAAUCUUCCUCAGAGCGACGACUGCAAAUAUUAAGACCCAUGUGACGGCGUCAUUUGCAUCUGAACUUGAACGUGCGACGAAGAAGCCUCCGCCCAAAUCAACCAAGAUAUCCAUUCUCACCGCAUCAUAUGAUGAGGCCCACGCUUCAGAAGAAGCAAAAGCUGAAGGCGCCGUUGGUAAAGCCACCGAUGUGUUUGCUUCGGUUCUCCCAAAUAAGAAGCCUGGAGGUCGAAUCUUUAUCGGAUUUCCCACCAUGCAGACCACAGGUGCUGGAUUGCACAUCUCUGCACCUUCGAUUAUUCCAACCGUCGAACGAGAGGCUAUUGAUCUGAACGCAAGAUGGGUCAGAACGUGGAAUGUUGAGCUUCUCCGAGCUGCCGGAAUCAUCACUCGAUUAGCUUUUGCAAACGAGAUGAACGACCUCCAGAGUCGGCUUCAAAGCACAGCUGAUAGCCGCGGCACCAUCAGCAAUGACAACAUCGUCAAAUUCAUGCCUGAAGCACUGCAUAACCUAAAAACAUUCACAUUCACAGAUUCUACCCCCAGCGGGCAGGUAGGGCAAGUCAUCGAGGAAUCAUUUUGGACUUGUUUCCCUAGGUCGGCUUCUAUCGAGAUUUAUUCCAGUCUCGGUGUUCUCCAGACUUCCCGAGUCCGACUUGGCUCUAAAGAACUGAGUAAAUUUGUCGAUAGAAUCCCCGUCAUUCCUCAGGAGAUGUUGGACGUGCCCUUUGUGAGAAAGUUGAUCGAUUUUGGCCUUGUAUCAGAAAUUACGGUUACUGAUGUCAAGAAAGAGCUUGAAAUCAAGUCUCUGAAUAAAACACAACUGAUCAAUUUCAUUAGCUGGGCAGGUAAGAAGAGCCUUACUGGUGAGCUGGAUGCCGGCAGCAGAUCGGCACUAUUAGAAGUAGCCGUUGCAUCUGUCGGCGAAGAGGAAGAAAAAGGCGAGAUCAUCGCCCUUGGAAGCAUUCAAAAUUACUUGGUCCCUGCCAGUAUCCCAGCAAACCUUCCAGUUCCACCAACCACUAUCCCCUUCGUGUUUACCUCCCAUUGCCAAAAGGCAGAACUUGAAGCGCUGGGGUGGGAACCUCUGGGAGUCGUCCCUUGGUUACGAUUUCUCUUGGAGACAAAGUCUCUCAAGUCAGAGAGCGAGAACUUGACCAAGGCACCUAAAUUUGCGGUCCAGAUUUUGACGGUGAUAUCUAAGAAUUGGGAUAACCUCAGUGCUACUCAGAGACAGUCUGUUCUUAGCCUUCUCCAGCCACAAACAGUCAUGCCUACCAAGUUGGGUAUGAGAAAGCCAGCCGAAUCAUUCUUUCCAAGUGUGAAGCUUUUCGAUGAUCUCCCGGUUAUCGAGGGUUGUGACAAGGUCAAAGAAAAGUUCCUCACAGCCAUUGGGGUCAGGAAAACGGUUGACCUAGAGACGAUCUUUACAAGGCUUCUGAGUUCUUCUGGCGAAGACGGCCGACAGAAAUGGAGUCAUAUGGAGCUGAUCAAAUAUCUCGCCUCUGUUCAGGGUGACAUUCCUGCGGAGGACCUUCGAAAGCUCCAAAACUCCAAGAUUUGCCCUGCUGAAGCUGGUCCCAAGGGACUCGAGCCCACAAAAGGGAGCAAGACUCUUUACAAAGUCUCUGAACUCUUUGAGCCAAAAGAUUCCCUCAGAGCAUUGAGGUUGCCAAUCCUUCAAUGGCCAGUCCCUCCUGGUAGUUCCCGUCAGGGAACCCCAGAAGCGCGCUUCUUGGCCGUCUUGGGACUUCGACCUUCCCCCUCUGCUCCCGAAUUGAUUGAGAUGAUGGCGAGCAAAGAUGAAUCCCUUCGCGUAUCAGCCAUGACAUACUUCAUUGCCAACCAUCAUACUAAUAAGUACUUCGCCUUCGAUGUUUCAAACUGCCGCAAAGCCAUAAUGCCUUUGCAAGGAAGCUCCCAGCUGGUUGUUCCGUCUGCUUGCUUCACCAAUGAGCGCGCGUCCAUUUUAGGGUUCCAAAUUCUGCGGAAAGAUUUACACGACCAUGCCAAUAAAUUCGGAGUAGCUGGAGACCCUCACAUGGUAGAGUGUGUGAAUCGACUUCUUGCCAAUCCUCCCCAGUCUCAUCAGGCGGCGAUCCCUCUUUUUGGGUACUUUGCGUCUCGACUCCGUGAGCUGGGCGAGAACAAUAAGGCGAAGCUCCGCAAUGCUCAUAUCGUACCAGUUCUUCGAACUUCUUCUCCCAAAGGGGACAGUAAAUCAACCACCACUACAUCAUAUAUCAGUCCCUCACGGGUGUAUCUAGGGUCAUCCGCAACAUAUGGCGAUAUCUUCGACUUUGUGGACUUUGGUCAGGACGCCAACGCAUUUUUGUUCACUUGCGGAGCAAAGAGCGAGCCGACCAAACUCGAGGUUGCAAAUAUGGCAUGCAACGAGCCCGCCAGGCUUUUGAGUGUGCUCCAAAGUCCUGAGAAAUACCUCGACCUGCUCAAGUCUCUCGCAGAAGCCUCAUCGACUCUCCAUCGGGAUAAGGAACUGUGGCGGAAGAUGAAAUCGGCCAGCUUCCUCCUUGCAUACAAGGAGUUGACAGCUCCCAAAGAGAAUUUGAUUGAGUUGGAAGAAGACGAAGUACCAAUCAAGCAUUAUCAACUAGCAUCAGCAAAUCAGAUUGUUGUACUGGACGAUAUCAUCAGCUAUCGUCUUUUUAAGGAUCAGCUCGUCUGUGCCCCCGAAGAGGAUGCUCUUGAGAAGUUUUACCUCGCCCUUGGUGCUCAAAAGCUCAGUAGCAUUGUUCAAGAAGAUGUCCGGAUCGGUCCUCAGUCUGGUAGAGGCAAGGUUGCUGACUCUCUUCGAAAACACGUGCUGGAGAGAUCCAAGAUCUUUCUGUAUGAGUAUGCCAACUAUCGCCGGGAUGCGAUCAAACAUGACACAAAGUGGCUUGACAAGAACCUGCAGGUAGAAAUGGUUACAUCAGUUGCGCUCAGGCGAACCUUACAAGGCCAACGGAAAACCCAUACAGAGAAGAGGUCUGCCGCUGGAACCAAGCAUACCGGCUCCUGGGUUCUUUAUGUGGCCGACGAUGGGAAACCGGACAUGUAUCAGGUUGGGCAGGCUAUCUGCCAGAUGCUUCUCGACCGACCUAAUCAGCAAGCCUAUCUCUUUUUCGAGCCAUUCCUAACUCUUGACUUGUAUGGACUCCGAGCUCGAGGGUACAACGUUGACAGAAUUCUACGCGCAAAGGCCGCAGAGGCAAGGAUCGCUGAGGAGGAGCGCCGUAAAGCUUUGGAAGAGGAGCAACAGAGAAUUCAAGAGCGCGAGAAACUUUGGGCCCAGCAAAGUAAUACGGUUGAGAAACAAGGCGAAAGCAGUUCUGGCACGGCAAAGGCACCCGAGACUCCGAACCAAGUGAUGCCUGGCUCGUGGGACUCACCCGACGAGCCAAAGGUUGACAUGUCCGACUAUGCCAGAAAAGGUCGCAAUCUGUUCUCGAACCUCACGCGCCGUCUCGGAUUCGACACCCAAGAAGAGACAGAUGCCCAGCGUCAGCUAGAACAAUUCGUAGACAAGCCCAAGGAGCCCACAACAACCGCAGGACCGGUUCAAGAGAAUAACACGAGGCGACCCCAGAAUGACGACGGCCGGGUGACCAGUCCAGCUGUUGUGCAACAGAACCUGCUUAACGCCAUCAAUGCCUCGCGUCCACAUGGUUCUUCAAACCUCUUCUCUGACCCCGAAGUCAAUGAAGUCAAAGAACAGGCUACAUACUGCGAUCAAAAGCCAGCUCAGAAUAUAUCUUUUGCUGCCGAAGCGUCCAAUGGCAUGAAGGUAUACGUGUCCAACAAUAUGACAACUUCAGGAGCCAAAUUCAUUGCUGCAAACAGCCUGGCUAUCAAUGCGUUCGCUGGGAUUCUCAUGGAUGUCGCUAAUGUCUACUCCUUAUCUCGCAAUGUUGUCCACAUCUUCUACGACGAGUCUGGAAACACAAUCGCGUUUAACAAGGGAGGAAGUUUGUUCUGUAAUUUCAGGUUCUUCCUUCAGCUUCAUGCUGCCCAGAUUGGCGGUCAGAAUGCCGGGGCUGCCAAAGCUGAAGCUGCUACCUGGUGGUGGGUUGUCCUAGCUCAUGAGCUGGCACACAAUCUUGUUUCAACGCACAAUUCUGACCAUAGCUACUACACUGAGUCUUUCAUACAACAAUACUUUGGCAAAAUGAUGGUGAAGGUGGCCACAUGGGUGCAACAGCCCGCAUCCACUCCAAGCCAGCAGUCACAACCACCGCAACAACCACCCACUCCUGCGCGAGAACCGCCGCCGCCUUAUUCUACUAGAUCCGGUCGAUAA